GAAAACUUUAAAAUUGAUAUCACACCCUAAUUUGUGUUCUACAGGGAGGGGGAGAAAAAAAAAAACAGAGCUCAAAAACACACCGGGCUCUGCUUACACCAUGAGAAGGGGAGCUCUUGGCGGCGUCGUGGGCUCGCCCUACAUUCAGCGGGGGAUUUCGUGCUGUGUCUUAGCUCUUGCCGGAGGUCAUGCAAAUCGACCUUAAAAGAAUGCAUAAGCCAUAAAUUAAAAUAAACCCUGUAGCCACGGACUGAUCCGUAAGUAGACAACAAUACCUAACCUGGACAAAACGGCUUUCCUUGCCAGCUGGAAGAAAAGGAUAGCGCCUAAAGUAAUCGUAAAGCCUAUAAGCUGCUGUCUUGCUAUUUUCGUUUCUGAUGACAACUAUCACGGGACACUGCUAGAGCACAGAGACAGCCUGUGACGGGGCCAGAAGAAUGUCUUCCAAGCAGGCCACCUCUCCAUUUGCAUCUGAUGGAGAGGGAACAACAACCCAGGACUUAGCGUCACAGGAGCAGGAAGACGGCAAUAAUGAAGAGCUUGUCACUUCCCAUCUGCCUCUGCACACCAUAUUGCACAACAAACCUCACUCUGAAGAGCUACCAGCUCUAGUCACUACAAUCCAACAAGACUCAGACUGGAACAGUGUUAUCUCAACUCAGCAUAGGAUGGAGUCAGAAAGUAAUAAGUUAUGUUCCUUAUAUUCCUUCCGAAAUACUUCUACCUCACCACAUAAGCCUGAAGAAGGUGGUCGUGAUCGCAGCGAGCUAAUGACCAGUGUUAAUUUUGGAACUCCAGAACGCCGCAAAGGAAGUCUUGCCGAUGUGGUGGACACCUUGAAACAGAAGAAACUAGAGGAGAUGACGAGAACUGAACAGGAAGAUUCAUCUUGCAUGGAAAAACUUCUUUCUAAAGAUUGGAAGGAGAAAAUGGAAAGAUUAAACACAAGUGAACUCCUUGGAGAAAUAAAAGGUACACCUGAAAGCUUAGCAGAAAAAGAGCGACAGCUCUCCACCAUGAUUACCCAGCUCAUCAGCUUACGGGAGCAGCUUCUGGCUGCCCAUGAUGAGCAGAAAAAGCUGGCAGCAUCGCAAAUUGAAAAACAACGGCAGCAAAUGGAUCUCGCUCGCCAACAGCAAGAACAGAUUGCAAGACAACAGCAGCAACUUCUGCAGCAGCAGCACAAAAUCAAUCUCCUGCAGCAGCAAAUUCAGCAGGUUCAGGGUCACAUGCCUCCUCUCAUGAUCCCAAUUUUUCCACACGACCAGCGGACAUUGGCAGCAGCUGCAGCAGCCCAGCAAGGCUUCCUUUUCCCCCCAGGAAUAACUUAUAAGCCCGGUGAUAACUAUCCUGUGCAGUUCAUUCCAUCAACAAUGGCAGCUGCUGCUGCUUCUGGACUCAGCCCUUUACAGCUCCAGCAACUCUAUGCCGCUCAGUUGGCCAGCAUGCAGGUAUCGCCUGGCGCCAAGAUGCCUUCCACGCCUCAGCCGCCAAAUACGACAGGGACGCUCUCACCAACUGGGAUGAAAAAUGAAAAGAGAGGGACCAGCCCUAUAACUCAAGUUAAGGAUGAUGCUGCACAGCCACUGAAUCUCUCAGCUAGACCCAAGACAGCAGAACCUGUCAAAUCCCCAACAUCGCCAACCCAGAGCCUCUUUCCUACAAGUAAAACCAGUCCUGUGAAUGUGGCCAAUAAAAGUGGAAUCCCCAGUCCUAUUGGUGCGACUCUGGGAAGAGGAUCUUCUCUAGACAUCCUUUCCAGUCUUAACUCACCUGCCCUAUUUGGGGACCAGGACACUGUAAUGAAAGCAAUUCAGGAGGCUCGAAAGAUGAGAGAACAAAUCCAGCGGGAGCAGCAGCAGCAGCAGCCACAUAUUGAUGGGAAACUUCCCACCCUGAAUAAUAUGGGUCUAAACAACUGUAGGACUGAAAAGGAAAGAACACGCUUUGAGAAUUUAGGCCCACAGCUAUCAGGGAAACCCAGUGAAGAUGGAAAGCUAGGUCCAGGAGUCAUUGAUCUUACAAGGCCAGAAGAUGCAGAGGGAAGUAAAGCAAUGAAUGGCUCUGCAGCUAAACUACAGCAGUAUUAUUGUUGGCCAACAGGAGGUGCCACUGUGGCUGAAGCUCGAGUCUACAGAGAUGCCAGGGGCCGAAGCAGCAGUGAGCCGCAUAUCAAACGACCAAUGAAUGCUUUCAUGGUUUGGGCAAAGGACGAACGCAGGAAAAUUCUUCAAGCUUUUCCUGACAUGCACAACUCCAACAUUAGCAAAAUUCUUGGCUCCCGCUGGAAAUCCAUGUCAAACCAAGAGAAACAACCUUAUUAUGAAGAGCAAGCACGAUUAAGUAAAAUCCACUUAGAAAAAUACCCUAAUUACAAAUAUAAACCCCGACCAAAACGCACUUGCAUUGUUGAUGGCAAGAAACUGCGCAUUGGAGAAUAUAAACAGCUAAUGAGAUCUCGACGACAGGAGAUGAGGCAGUUUUUUACCGUAGGGCAACAGCCUCAGAUUCCAAUCGCCACAGGAACAGGAGUGGUCUAUCCUGGUGCUAUUACUAUGGCAACUGCUACACCAUCGCCUCAGAUGACAUCUGAUUGCUCCAGCACUUCUGCUAGUCCUGAGCCCAGCAUCCCUGUCAUUCAGAGCACUUAUAGCAUGAAGACGGACAGUGGGAGCCUUGCUGGAAAUGAAAUGAUAAAUGGGGAAGAUGAGAUGGAAAUGUAUGAGGACUUUGAGGAUGACCCCAAAUCAGACUAUAGCAGUGAAAAUGAAGCCCACGAGGCUGUCACUGCCAACUGAGGAUGUUUGCUGAAUUACUCUGACUUUGUUUUGUUUUGUUUUGAACAAAAAGUUCUUAAAUGAGCCUGCAUGCAUGUAUGGCUCCUACAGUUACAUCUGCAGAAUGGUCUUAAAUGUUUCUUAUUGUGUGACACAGAUUGUUCACUAAUUUUCAUGAACUUUUUUUAAAAAUUUAGGUGAAGACAUUAAGUAUCAGACAUUGGGACUUGAAAACUGAUAUGAAUCAAUUGUUCUCUUACAAGUCUUAUCUCUCUUUUGUUGUCUAUUCUUUCCUCUUCCUGGAUGCUGAUAAAAAGGUUUAAGUUACUGUUUUAAUGGGGGUUUUACAUUCUCACUCAGGUAUGCUGUGCCAGCCUACAGAUUGUGAAUGUGUUUUUAUUCUGAAUUAUUUUAAAAAAACAAAAGAAAAAAACCUGCAAAUUUCCUAUCAUGAAACAGAAUAAGUCCUCAAACGUGUACAUCUAUCUGUAUUAGCUCAUCUUUUUAAAAAUAAGGUCUCUAAAUUCCUUUUUUUUUCUCUCCAUAGCUAUAGCUGACCUUCUGGUGUGCCAAACUUUCCUAACUUCUGAAUCUUAAUAUUUAAAAAAGUCUUAAGGGAGACACUGUAAAGUCUUAGACAAUCCUUUGGCAUCUUAAAAGUACUUAUGUAUCUUAAAAGAAAAACCUACUUUUUCCAGAAAAUUGUAAAAUACUCAGGAAUCUGGAGACAGGAUAUUCCUUAAACAGUGAAUAUGAUUGCUACGAUGCACUUGCUCAGUUGCUUCUGCCUCUUGAUGUACCAUCAGUGUGAAAUAUAAGUAAGCACAACAGAGUGAUCACCAGCUACAGACAGGCCUGUCUUAGCAACAUAAGGCCACCUUCAAAUCAUUCUCUGUCCCUUUGCUUUGAAUUCUUAUAUUCAGUCUUAAUUACAUUUGGUCUUAAUGUAUUCAUUCCAGAAUGUCAGGGGGCCAUAUAGUAAAAAAAUAUUUUCAAAUGUACUGUUGUAAUGGCAUUAUCGUUUGUUUGCCUUUAUUUCUUCUAAAGAGCCCUUUCCCCUGAAAGUGUGUGGUAUCUUAAAAAUAAUGAGGCACUUAAUAUUGGAAAGGAAUCAUUCUCUCUUUCUCUCUCUGUCUCUCUCUGUCUCACACACAUGAGGAAAUAUGUUUCUACAUGUCAAAAACACUUGGAAAAAUGCUGUUAUUAGCAGAACAGUAUCAUAUACAGGACAGUAUACAAUAUUCACCUAUUAUGCUGUUUCUUUUUAGGAUAAUUUGUGGGGCUUCCCUAAAGUAGUUCUGUUUUCCAAUCUUGAGUUAUUGUAUGUUGUCAGACAACACUUUGUAUAUUCCCCACCCAGUAUGCCUGAUGCUAGUUGUAGCCUAACACAGUAUCAGGUGCAAGGUUUAAAACUAUUUGUUAAGUUUAUGUAUUAGAUUAUCUUAAUCUUUGUCUAGUACAUAGACAGCGUAGAAAUCCAACUUAGUCUUCCUCAUUCUUGGAGAUGUAAAGUGCUGCCACAGUUUAGGAAUCUCCAUAUUGCCAUUCCCAUAGUCAACCUUUGUUAAUAUGUGAACUUAUGAUAUUAUAGAAAUUUUAAAUCUCUCAGAUAAACUGUGUUGAAUAUUAAUCCUGGAGAACUAAAAAGGAUGCAAUGAUCAUCCUUGUACUUACAAUUUUACUUUACUCGUUUAGAUGCAUAUGCUUAGCACAUCAGAAAGUAUUUGAAGCUUUUCAGUACUUUAUGUUAUCUGCCAUAUAAGAAAAGCAAAACAGAACAACACACAGUUGUAUCCCAAGAUCAGUAUUUGUGAAUUAUGCUGGGUCCUUUAGAUCAAAACUGCUGUAGAAAUUUAAAUUCUUAUUUAUUUCAGUGCUAAUAUAUAGUUUUAUUAUACAUAAUAUUGAUUUCUAAGGAGCCAAGAGCAAGGCAAAAUAAAGCAUUCCCAAAUUCAUCAUCCAGCUCUUGGUGGAUGUCAGUAUUUAACACUGAAAUUUGAAAUUGAUCAAUUUAAUGUAUUUCAGUGUUCAAAACCUGGUUAGUGACUUAUAAAUAAACUCUUAAAGAGUUUUCACCAGCUCCUAAGGUGGAAGCCAUUAAUAUGCUUUGAUUUGAAGUUCUUUCUAGAGUAAAGAACAUAAAUGCUCUCUUCCUUAUAUCUUACCAUCAAUAGUUACAAUUAUUUCAAAGUGG
Molecule: messenger RNA, 4971 nt
Organism: Python bivittatus (Burmese python)
Lineage: Eukaryota; Metazoa; Chordata; Lepidosauria; Squamata; Pythonidae
Gene: SOX6
Product: SRY-box transcription factor 6
Biological process (GO): positive regulation of chondrocyte differentiation; regulation of transcription by RNA polymerase II; central nervous system development
Cellular component (GO): nucleus
Molecular function (GO): DNA-binding transcription factor activity, RNA polymerase II-specific; RNA polymerase II cis-regulatory region sequence-specific DNA binding
Source: RefSeq, a predicted model, not a curated record